AUGUCGCGAGGGAAACAUUCACGAAGUAGUAGUUCGAAUGCUAUUCAAAACAAAAAAAGAAAAGUAACAACAGAUGGUUCGUCGUCUGUGAUCGGUACUUGCUUCGAGAAACUUUCCAACGAGUUAAUCUACGAAGUAUUCGAGUUCUUGGAUUUCUAUGAUGUUUACCGAGCAUUUUACUCAUUGAAUAUGCGAUUUCGUCAAAUUAUUACAAAUUCGACUCUACCUAUCCAUGUCAAUCUUUCAUCGCGAUCAAAAUCAACUUUUGAAUCUUAUAACAAAGAUUGUAUUUUACCAAAUAAACAUCGAAUUCAAUCACUUCANGCGAAAUGUCUACACUCAUUUAUACGACAUAUAUUGCAGAAAGUCAAAGAAAAGGCAAAUCGUCAUUUGUGCUUGUUAUCUUUUAGAUCAGCAGCAAAAGUAUGGAUGGAACGAACAAAAAGUUUGAUCGAUUCGAAGAGAUUACUCAAUGAUUAUGUGUUGAAAUUUGUUGUUAAGGAUUUAUAUUUAUGGUGGUAA
This is a messenger RNA of Adineta ricciae, 522 nucleotides long. The record is from the annotation of a GenBank genome assembly. Lineage: Eukaryota; Metazoa; Rotifera; Eurotatoria; Adinetida; Adinetidae.